Fusarium sp. VM40 is the source of this 3669-nucleotide messenger RNA. Lineage: Eukaryota; Fungi; Ascomycota; Sordariomycetes; Hypocreales; Nectriaceae. The record is from the annotation of a GenBank genome assembly.
AUGGCAACAGAGGCUGCCGGUGAUAACGCUGCCGAUGCCACUGCCUCUCAGAACCAGCCUGCGUCCGACGCUCACAAUGUCGACUCCGUCCGCUCGAAUUUGAAUGGCAGUGCCGGCAACGAAGACAUCGAGAACAAGCACAUCACCAGUGUUGAAGACCAACUUACUUCAGCCGAUGUCAGUACCAGCGGAGGCUCAGAUACAGAGGUAUCGCGUGCAGACGGUUCAAAGAGCAAGGAUGGAGACAAAGGGCAUGGCCGCGCAGGCUCCACAGUCAAGAAACCCGCCACAUUCAAGUCUGUCUCUGUCAAUAAGACCUUUCUCGCAGCGAAGGCGACCGCCAAUAGCGCUACAGCCAAAGCCACCGAGAAACAACCUACUGGCUCGAGCACUCCCCCGACAACCUCGGCGACCUUGUCUGCAUCGAGACCUCGACUUAUAGCGAAGACGGGCAGCAGUACUCGCGAUUCAUCACCUCGUUUUUCUGGUGGCGUGAAUGGUGGGAAGCCAGGCAGUGCACCUGAUGCAAGCGCGGUUUGGAACAAAAACCGACCUGUACCUCCUCCUGAGCCGAAGAAGUAUUCUGAUGAGGAGCUUAAGAAGUAUGGAAUUCACAUGGCUAGUCGUUUGGAUGAAAAUUCGAAAGAAGGGAAAGGUACAUGGGCAGAUAUAGAAGAUGAUGACGAUGACUGGGCCCCUGAAGCUAUCACAUGGGGGGAUGGAACGAAGACGACCCUCCCCCAUCCAGAUGAGCAGCCUCUGUCGCCGUCACCACCAGCGGCCGAGAGUGGUCCCACUGUAUCUAAGGGAAGUACCCUGGAUAAGCCACGAUCUCCAGCUCCACCUAUGCCCAUGAGCUCUCCAUCAACGAAGUCGAGUAAUCUAGCCCAGGGUAAAGGCUUGGUUUUGAAGAGUGGCUCACAGGAAAAACCAACCCUUGUCGCUAAACCCCCGGCGCCCCCAGCGCCCGUCAAAUCGCCAUGGGCGGCUUUACCUCCCGUCGAAAGAGCCUCACCCAUGACGGAACAUGCCACUCUUGCUAGGCCACCAUUCAAUAAGGGCAUGACUCCGCCUCCGCAUCCGCCUAAAGAAAUCGCUGCCGAUGAUUUCAAUCGAUCCGCAUGGAGGGAUGGCUCGUCCCAUGGGAAUCGAGAACUAUACAACUCCCAUUCUGGCCGUUAUGAACCUGUGAUGGAUAACCGGCGUGGCUCCAUGAGGAUGGAGCAGCACCCUAACAAACAUCAUCCAUCGUUGUUACAACGGCCACCCCAGCCAGACCAUCCAGCCGAGCCUUCUGGUGCGUUCCAGACGAGCAGGAAUUCUCAGGAACCUCCUUUCGGCAGACGACGAGGAUCAUCCAACGUCAGUGGCGGAAGCGGCUCGUUUAUGCAACGUAUGAACAAAGGAGGCGAUGGUUCUCUACCUCCCCCUGAAAUAAUGCUCGAGGCUCGUAGGACUUCGUUCGUGGGCUCUGUUGAUAGUCCUUUGUCACCCAACCUGUUAAACUCAGCUCACGCACAUGGCCCGCCACGAGGCCAGCACCAGGCCAACUGGAUGCCCCCUCGUGCAUCUCCUAAUCCUUCCUUUGCACAACCACAUCAUACUGGGCCUCUCCCAGAGCAAGUUGCUGGACCGCCUCCGCCCCUUCAACCUGCUGGUGAUGAGGUUGAGUAUCAAAAGAAGCUUAUGCGAGAACGGGUCGAGUUGGCCAGGAAGCGACGUCAGGAGGAGGAAGCUCGAGAAGAAGCUGAGCGUAGAGAACGCAUCCAAAAGAAACUUGACGCUAUGGGGCCUGCGCCGGAGAAGAAGACAGAAAAGAAGGACUCCACGGAGAAGCAUGAAGAUGCUUCGCAUCCCACACAUAUUCAACAGCGAGAUCAUAGCGCUGUAGCUAGCCAGUCUCCCACACAACCGCAGCAGGACGGUGAACCUGAUGCAUCUGCUCCAGGAGCUCGGCACCAAGAACCAGAAGCUAGAGCAGGACAUCCCCCUCAAGGCUCAGUACCAGGUGCCAGACGCGUUUCCCACAGCCAAGACGGUAAGCCCACUGAGCUUUGGGGAGCAGCUGCAGCUUCACGCCAGGACCGAGCUGUCUCGACGUGGGGUACAGGAUCACAACCUGUGGCCCGCAAUGUUUGGGGAUCUCCUAACAAUGACCGAGGCCUUGGUAAUGGCACUUUUAUUACGGAUAUCGGGCGCUUGCCCCUUGACAACAGCUCGGGUCCACAAGGAAGCAAGGGACCAUCACCCAUCGGCCCCCCAAAUAUUUCACAUCAACCUUCGCAAGGCCGAACUCAGCCUCCAGCGCCUAUUGGUUCUGGACCCUCGCGGUACGGCUCAUCCGGCCCUCCCCCUGCGGCAGGAUCCGCGGUGGCGAGUAAAUGGAUCAGUGCUGUUGGUGAAAACGAUAAGAAAUUGAGUGCUAGUAGACUGGCAGAGAGGGCUGAACGUGAUCGCCAACUUGCCCAACAAGGUAUGAGCCUCGAGGAUGCCCAGCCAGUUAUCAAGGACACCUGGCGACCAGUCCAUGCUCCUGGUGAUGGCACGAGGCGAUCUAUUAGUUCCCAAGAAGCACAGCCUGCUGGUCCCUGGAGGGGCCCUGGUGAUGAUGAAAAUGAGGAUUCCGCUCGUGUUGGGGUGGUAGGAGAUGGGAUUUCACCCCAGGCUGGCAAAGGGGCCAGUGGACAAGGACGCACAUCAAGGUUCUUCCCCACAAGAGACUCUUAUGACAGAAUUGAUGAAGAUGAGCCACCGCGAUCCAAAUCACCAACCCCCCCUCCGCCUACGAUGGAAGGCCACCCGGCCUAUGAGGGCGAUGUGAUGCGUCCUCACGUGUCACUCCCCAAACCGCACCCGGUUGUGAAGCUGCCUCCAUCUAUGGCAGCCGCGCAACCUCCUCCAGGCCGUGUGCAGUUUGGUUGGGCUCACCCGCCAGUCUUUAGAGAUGUUCCUCGCGGUCCUGUCAGCCCCAAUCGCGUCUCCUCGGCAGCUGGGGAAACGUCGCAAGAGAAGUGGCAGAACCGAAUUAACAGCCUGCUUGGUAGCUCAAGAUCGCCACCUCAAAGGUCCAUCGGUGUUGAUCCGUCGAGUAAGAGCGCUUUGGAUCAGGUUAACUACCAUGACUCUGCAACAGUCUCUCUACCAGGAAAUAGCACCCCAGCACACCCAGCACCCGUUGGCAAGGGUCGAGCGUCGCCUGUCACUAAGCCUAUGGCUGAGGAGUGUUUUGAAGAACAGGAAAUGGGAUCACUUCCCCAGAUUCGAUUUCCACACAAGGCCCCCGAGGCCGCUUGGCAGCCGGCAUUGGCACAAAACAAGCCUCUGCCAAAGAAGUUUGCUAUUCAGCCAACUGUCAUGGAGCCAUACUACUUCGCUGCCGAUGUAGUGGGCGGUGGCAACGCUAUGAGGAUUAACUUCCCCGGCAUGGUCGAGCCCAGAAUUGUCACUAUUCCCUUCUCGGCCACUCGAGGCGGUCGAGGUUCACAAGGGCGAGCUGGCCCUAGACAUCGAGGCUCUAGUUAUGAGAGAAGAGGAAGCAAGCGAGAUGUGUCAAGUACCCGAGGAGAGCACCCUACUACUACUACAACUUCAAGCCGAGGGAGUCGUGGUAGCUACCGUGGUCGAGGGUCUGAUUGGAGCCGCGGCUCAGGUAACCCCUUGGCAGCUUAG